AUGGCGGGCCACGGCGGCGGCGCGGGCGGCGGCAGCAAGGCGACCUGGGACUGCUCGUGCGGGGUCAGGGGCAACUGGGCCUCGCGGGCUGCCUGCCGCGCACGCGGCGCCGAGCGACCGCCGUGGGCGAGACCGCGCUCCGCCUCGGCGUCGGCGCGGGGGCCCCGCAGCGGCGCCACGGCUGGCACCAGCAAGGAGGUCAAGGCCCUGCGGCGCGAGCUCGACGGCCUCGAAAAGGAGAACAAGGCGCUGCAGCGCUCGGCCUCGCGGGACGCCGCUGGCGCGGAGGAGGCACGCGACAGCGACAGAGUGGCCGAGCUGCGGGGCCUCAUUACGAAGCUGGAGGCCCUGGGCAGCGAGGACGAGGCCACGGUGUCGCUCGGUCAAGAGCAGCGCCUGGCCAAGCCACCGCACGAGCAGCUGCGGGCCAUCGACAGCAAUAUCGGCGAGCUGGACAAGCGGUGCGUGGCGAAACAGGAGCAGGUGGCCAAGCGGAAGGAGGCCCUCGCCAACGCCGAGAAGGAGCUCGAGGCAGUGCUCGCCGAGCGCACCGCCCUCAGCGCGGAGCGUGCCAAGGUCGCGGCGUCCCACCUGGCGGAGCUUGCGGCCAAGGCCGCCACGCCUGCUGAGCGAGGGCGGCUCUUCCUGGACUCCCUCGGCGGCCUCAAGGCAGCGGUGGCGGGCCAAGUCCCCUCCGAGGUCGCGGCCGCGGUGCAGCUCGUCGAGCGGCGGGGCAAGCAGGAGGCCGCCAGCGUCGCCGCGCAAGCCAGGCCGAGCGAUGCAGGAGGCAGCGCCAGAGCGGAGCCCGUCGAGGUCCUGGCCAGCCAGGAGUGGGCAGACGCGGCGGACGCGACGAUGGACGACGCGCUGGACUCGGCCCAGGCUGCGGAUCUGGUGGGUCCUGGCGGUGAUUGCGACUGUCCUUCCUCGGGCCUCAGCCGCGAGAAGAUCCGCGGCGUCAUCGCCGCAGCCUGCGCCAUGGCAGCCGACCGCCGCAGUGGUGGCAGCGAAGGGGUCAUCAAGAAGAAGCGACAGCGGCCUGGCGCAAGCAAGGACACGUUCGAGAUCAUGACGGACUCGAACGCGGGCGAGAUCAUGGCCGCCGCCCGCGCCCUGCGCUGGGGCCUACCAGGCGCGGGCGGCACCCUCGAGAUCAGGACGGACUGCAAGCUUCUCGUGACGGGCUUUGCCGCGGGCAAGGCCCGGCGCUGUGCGCGGGGCCGCUCGCGCAUUGAGGUGCGGCGCGAUUUCUGGCAGGCCGCGGGCAGUUUCGGCGGCCAGCAGAGCGCGCGGGUCACCGAGGUGAAGGGGCACGCCGCGCUCCGCUCCGUCCACGACGGCCACGCCAGGAUGGGCGACCGCGCCCGGGACAGUUUCGCCAAGAAGGGCGUGAAGCUCCACCCCAUGGGCGAGGCGGCGAUGGAGCGCAUCGAGAUGGCCGACGCAAAUUGCAGCGGCGACGGCCCGCUGGCUCGGCGAGGCGCUGCAGCUGGGGAGCACCGCCCUCACGGCGGCCGACGGCGUGGACGCGGGCGCGGCGGAGCCCACCUGCUGCGGGCGCAGCUGCGGGCGGCGGGGCGCCGCGCGCUGCAGCGACGGCGGGCCAGGCUGCAGGCGCUGGCCAUGCGGCGCGCGCGGCACGGCGGUCUCGGACGCGAGCGGCACACGCUGGCUCUGCGACGCCUGCGCGGGCCGCUCGGCGCCGAGGGCGCGGGCGCGGCCGCCGCAGCGGCGGCGGCGGCAGCGGCGCUGACGGCCCAGGCCCGCGGAGGGACCCAUCGCGACGACGGCGACGCGGAGGAGAGCGGCGGAGCGGCUGGCGCCGUGGCCGAAGACGCGCCCCCACGCCGGCGGCACGUGAGCUUCGACGAGUCGCACUGCCUCUGGACGAUCGGCGAGGGGUCCCACCGCCUCGUCAGCUGCGCGGUCUGCGGCUGCUACGCGGAAGGCGCCCGCGUGAUCGCGCUCCGCAGUCCGUGA
Messenger RNA from Prorocentrum cordatum, 1980 nucleotides. The record is from the annotation of a GenBank genome assembly. Lineage: Eukaryota; Dinophyceae; Prorocentrales; Prorocentraceae.